This is a messenger RNA of Saccoglossus kowalevskii, 712 nucleotides long. Its product is annotated as cytoplasmic tRNA 2-thiolation protein 2-A-like. Gene Ontology annotation, cellular component: cytosol. Gene Ontology annotation, biological process: tRNA wobble position uridine thiolation. The record is from RefSeq and is a predicted model, not a curated record. Lineage: Eukaryota; Metazoa; Hemichordata; Enteropneusta; Harrimaniidae. Gene Ontology annotation, molecular function: tRNA binding; sulfurtransferase activity.
UAAGCACGUUGUUGGGUGAACUCAAGAAUUUGCUGCUCCGGAAAUUGACUGGGAUUUGGAAAACUGGUUGUCCCAAAUUGAUGUGGACGACGCUGAGGACUUUAAACUGAGCAAUAUUCAGAAAGAAUUCCGUUUUUUGCCUCCAGUUGACAGCAAACAAGUCACCGAAUACCAGCAGUCACGCAAACAACCAGACAACUCGCAGCGCUACAAAAUGGGGCGUCAAAACAUGGAAUGAGUGGAAAGAGCAAAGCAGAUGACUGAUCUCGCUGGGAUAAAAGGUUAUCAUACUGGGCAUUCAGGAAAGGUUACACAGGCAACCACGCUGUUCCGGCAAAAUUUCGACGAGCAGCUAAUAGCAGAAAGAACGGGUCACUCCAGUCUAGCAAUUAGAAGCUACAAGCGGACGAGCGACGAGCAGACGAAAGCGGUGUCAGACGCAUUGCAGCUACCCAAACCGAAAAUUGCGAAAGAAGCGAAAACGCAUGACAUAUCCACCACCACCCCAACAGACGAGGACAAAUCUAAUACUACUGUCAUAACCGAUUCUUCCCAAGUUUUUGGUAAAACUUGCAUGAGAUGUGAAGAUGCUGCAGUUGUUGCCUUGAAGGCAAAUGAUCUCGCAUUCUGUAGGAGCUGUUUUCUCAGUUACUUUACUCAUAAAUUUAGAUCAACUAUUGGGAAAUCAAAGUUGGUGAAGAAAGGUGAAAAG